CUCUCCCAUCCAUGGCGUCUCCGCCGCCCCCAAUCCGAAUCCUCCGCCGCAUCUCCAUCUCCCCUCCGGCGUCCUCCGCCGCCGCCUCCCUCCCCCUCACCUUCUUCGACGCGGCGUGGCUCUUCACCGGGCCCAUCGAGCGCCUCUUCUUCUACGCCCUCCCCCACUCCACCUCCCACUUCGUCGCCCACCUCCUCCCCCAACUCGCCUCCUCCCUCUCCCUCGCCCUCCUCCGCUUCCCCCCUCUCCUCGGCCGCGUCCGCCCCGCCGGCGCCACCGCCGACGACGUCGACUUCGCCUUCGCCUUCUCCUCCUCCGACGACUCCGUCCCCCUCACCGUCGCCGAGAGCUCCGACGACUUCGACGCGCUCUCCAGCCCCGGCCCCCGCGACUUCGCGAAUCUCCACGCGCUGAUCCCCCCACUGCCCCGACCCGGCGACGGCUCGAUCCCGCUCACCGCCGUGCAGGUCACCGUGUUCCCCCGCCGCGGCGUCGCCCUCGGGAUCGCCAUCCACCACGCGGCGUGCGACGACUCGAGCUUCCUCCACUUCGUCAAAUCCUGGGCCGCCGCGUGCAAGCUCGGCGGCGCGGUCGGGCUCCCGCUCCCGCUCCCGUUCCCGCCGCCCCCCUCCUUCGACCGCGGGGCGAUCCCCGAUCCCGCGGGCCUGCGCGCCAAGACCCUCGCCGAGCUCACCCGACUCGCGGCCCACGGCCCGCCUCCGCCGGAGCCCGAACCGGCCCGGCCCAACGCGGUCCUCGGGUCGUUCUGUCUGGGCCGGGCCCAAAUCGAGCAGCUGAAGAGGGGCCUGGUGGCGAAGGCCCGGGAGAGCGGGGCCGCGGUGCACUGCUCGUCGUUCGUGGUGGCGUGCGCCUUCGCGUGGGUGUGCCUGCUGAGGGCCCAGGAAGGGCACGCGGCCCAGGAGGAGAGGGCCCACUUGCUCUUCUCCGUGGAGUGCAGGGCCCGCCUGAGCCCGCCGAUCCCGGCCGAGUACUUCGGCAACUGCCUGCGCCCGUGCUUCGUGGAGGCGGCGACGGAAGCGCUUCUGGAGGAGGCGGGCGGCGUGUCGGAGGCGGCGCUGGCGAUCGGGGAGGCGAUAAAGGGCCUGGAGAGGGGCGGGGUGUUGGAGGGGGCGGAGGGGUGGCUGGGCCGGAUCCUGGGGCUGGUCCCGGCCCGGCCCAUGUCGGUGGGGGGAUCGCCGAGGUUUAGGGUUUACGACGCGGAUUUUGGGUGGGGGAGGCCGAGGAAGGUGGAGCUCCUCUCCAUCGCGAAGACCCCCGGGACGAUCUCGCUCGCCGAGAGCGGCGCCGCCGCCGGGGACGACGACGCCGACGCCGGGGNCAUUAGUGUCCUCGGCAUCUUCGAAGACCCUCUUCGUCUCCGCCUUGCAGAGGUAGAGCACCGCCCCCUCGUGCUGGGGCUAGAGCUAGGGGGGCCGCAGCCGCAGCAGCAGGGGCCGCCGCCGCGGCGAGAGCCGCUCGCUCUAGCAGGGCCCCCAGAAGCGCUACCUCUCCUCGAGGUGGAAGGAGCCGGAGGGGGUGGGUUUUAG
Messenger RNA from Ananas comosus (pineapple), 1547 nucleotides. RefSeq names its product anthocyanin 5-aromatic acyltransferase-like. The record is from RefSeq and is a predicted model, not a curated record. The transcript has 2 exons. NCBI's taxonomy places the organism in Eukaryota, Viridiplantae, Streptophyta, Magnoliopsida, Poales, Bromeliaceae. Bases 12 to 1547 code for a protein of 511 amino acids.